AUGGACUUAUUUGGAUACAUGUCUCAGUGCCCGUCCUUGCUUUGUCUAGAUGACGGAUUUGAACCAUUUGAACUCUUGCACCGUGAAUAUAGCGCUUCCGAUCCAUUCGAAACUGUUGUUAAUCAGUCAAAUGAUCUGUCUCACUACUAUCCAGACCCAUACCAGCCAUUGAACCCCGACCCAAACCUGCAGUAUGGAAGGCCCCUCAGUCAGGUGAACCCCCGAGGUACCUUUGAAAUACCGUUGGAUCCAACGAAUGGUCUGACAGUGCCAGCCCACUUUAAGCCGCCAGGACCAGCUCCGUUACCUCAGGACGGCCAGCCUAUGUACCAUACUGGACAACCUGAUUUAUCUGCACAUCGUCCUCCAGCCACCACUAGCGCUGCAAACCCCACAAACUUGGCAGCCCACUCAAACUCAGUACACUCGUGUACCACCAGCCACGAAUCCAACCCUGAAAUCGCCAAACUAAAGCCCCCUCCACGUGCUAAGACUGCAGCCAGCCUAGUUGAGAAAGCCGAUCAUAUGGAACUCGACCAGCUCAUGAAACUUGUCGCUCAAAAUGCUCAAUAUGCUUGUCUUACAAGUGAAGACAAGCUUGAGCUUAACUCUGCGUACAAGGAGUAUCAGCAGAAGCUUUACUUGAUAGCGUACAAGAACAAGCUUGAAAUCGGACCGUGUUUACGAUAUGUUGGCGAGGGGGCAAAUCCCAGAGGCUCGACCACCUAUAACACUUUCUGCAAGUACGAUCCAGUUGCUAGGAAGGCUUUUAAUGAUUCAAACAUGCAUCCCGAUGAUCGUAAGCGUGAAUGCGGUAGACUUUGGAAGCUAGUAGAUCCUGCGACUCAGAAGAAGUGGAAGGAUCCUGACUUCUUAGAAUCCUUUUUGGGACAAGACAAUCCAACUGAUGGCAUCGAUAUUGCAACCAACAACGAAAACGCCUCCACAUCUUUACUUAAAAAGCACAAAUCAGCAACCUUUGAUUCGGAUUGCUGGGCUCGCAAGGUCGUUGCUGACUUGAAACAGCUCAGCCGAAGGUUUGGUACUGAAGGCUUUCUGGUUGUUGGAUUGCAAGGCAAAGAUGCCACUCUAAAGUUCAGCGGGGGCAGUCAUCUAGGCAAAUUUUUUCUGGAUAUGUACUCGACUGAGGACGAUCCGGUUUUCAACUUUGUUGAUUUUCUUAGAGGUCAACACGUCAUCAAGAAGAUCACCGGCAAAGAAUCUACACCAGUUGUAACAAAGAAGAGACCCCGCACACAGAACAAGCCCUGUCAAUUGUUCACAAAACACGACAAAGGAGAAAAAGAAGCCAACAUUGAUUUCAUCCGAGCCAAACUCAAUUCUGCAAUCGAAAAGGCAACGCAUGGUCAAUGGAUCAAAGGAUGGCCUGGUACUCGCACUCAAUGGCGACUUUUGAAACUCAAAGUCAGUUUGCAGGUGAAGGACAACGAUUGCGGUGUUACCCCCCAGCACUUCUGUAAGCGACCGGGGGACAUGGGAGAUAAACACGCCCAACUUGUUGUUGAAGCGUUAGAGGAAGAUUGGGUCCAGCUCAUUGGCCCACCCGCUCCCAAAAAUAACGCUCUAGGAUUCCACGUUGAUGGUCAAACUCUCGAGGGUGACACUUCACCAACCAUAGUUUCUGUAGCUCCCUCGCCCAUCCGGAUCCUCCUCGCCGUGUCUAUCAGAUUACUUUGCCGUCUUUUUGCUUUCUCGGCUUCUCUGCCGCUGGCUUCAUCGGUCUCAACUAACUGGCACAGCCCUCGGCUCGAUCAACAUCGCUUGUCUGCAAUUUCCCCGGGCUUCAUCAGUAUCGUUUAUCUCGAUUUUUCCGCCUCGGUCACCAAUAUUCUUGACACCUCUCGCAACUUACUUAUCCAGCCAGCUUCAGGUACUCAGCUUCCAAACCGACGCUCGCAGAAUGCCGCCCUGAACGCAAGCGCAUGGUCUCGACUACGCAGGAGAGAAAUAAUUGCUUCAGAAGAACCAGACAGGAUUGAAAACUCAGAAACAAUGCAGAUUCCUUACGAUCCAAACGACGAGUCUCAGCGGCAGCAUGAAGAUUCCGAGUCCGAAGAUGAGGAAGAAGACACUACUUCGAGAUGGAAGUUCAAAUUAGCAUCAAUUCGACGCAGGGAGAUCCGUAAAGAGCUAGAAAAGAUCUUAUUGCUCGACAAUCCUUUCAAGGCAGGCCGCAAGUAUACAGUAUCAUAUUUCAGGAAGCAAUGGAACCACCAGCGAACGUUUCGAGCAGAUCACACAGAUGAAGAGCAGGAGCGAAGGGAAAAAGUUACUGCUGAGCAAAAUCAAUGCAGAGAGCGCCUGACGGAUCCGGACCUUGAUCUUUUAUCGGAUGCGGAGGUCAAGAAGAUUUCUGAUAAGAUCGAAAAGGUGUCCAAGAAACUCAACAAAGAUGCUGCGGAAGCUGAGGCAUUGGGUAUUGAUUUGCCUUCCGGGGAGGAAAAUAGCGAUGAGCAACGGCUGCUCCUGCUGUUAUGGAAUUCGAAAAAUGAAUUAUACACCCAAGCUGUCCAACUCCGAGCAGAACGCCAACCCUUAUUGGAUGCGAAAAAACUUGGGACUCGUGUGGGGACUGAGCUCAAAGAAAAAAUCCUCAAAGCAAUGGGGAAUCGCCGCCCAGCAGUCGAACGAUUACUUGACAAGUAUAACAAACUGUUUGCUGAAUACUUGCAGAAAUUUCCGAAUCAGCAAUCAACCGACUCAUCCCACUAUCCUCUUGAUUACAACACUUUCUCCAGUAUCACUCUGCUCGGAAACCAACCGGAAAAUGUAGAUGUGGAUCGUUUUGACAGCACGGCUUGGAUCGAAGAGAUCGACUCCGAGUAA
Molecule: messenger RNA, 2847 nt
Organism: Puccinia triticina
Lineage: Eukaryota; Fungi; Basidiomycota; Pucciniomycetes; Pucciniales; Pucciniaceae
Exons: 10
Coding region: 1-2847 (948 amino acids)
Source: RefSeq, a predicted model, not a curated record